This is a messenger RNA of Cyprinodon tularosa, 1294 nucleotides long. RefSeq names its product solute carrier family 31 member 2 (gene slc31a2). Gene Ontology annotation, molecular function: copper ion transmembrane transporter activity. The transcript has 5 exons. Lineage: Eukaryota; Metazoa; Chordata; Actinopteri; Cyprinodontiformes; Cyprinodontidae. The coding region runs from base 160 to 651 and encodes 163 amino acids. The record is from RefSeq and is a predicted model, not a curated record. Gene Ontology annotation, cellular component: membrane. Gene Ontology annotation, biological process: copper ion transmembrane transport.
AGCCGCUUUCCUGCUGCUGUGAUUGUGUUCAGUGUUGACUGUGGUUAGGCUGCAUUCAGUCGAUGGAGCUUCGGUCGUCGGUUCUCCGACAGCUGAAAGUUUUGAUGGGACCCGAAUUCAACAGCAACUGAAAGCGUCUGUUAGCUUCACGGCACCAACAUGCAGAUGACUUUUUAUGCAUCGAGCAGCGUCACGCUGCUUUUUGACUUCUGGGACGUCCAUGGCCCUGCAGGUAUGGUGCUAUCGGUUUUUCUCGUCCUGCUGCUGACGGUCUUCUUUGAAAUCCUCAAAGUGUGGCGGGUGUGGCUGAGCAGCAGCUCCAACCUGGCUCAGCCUCCACAGGCGUUGGCCAAUGACGCCCCUCCUUCUGGACGCACAGAGAGCUGCUCGGCGCUGGACCCCAGUCCGUCUGAGUCCUCACUGACCCCCACAGAGUCCCAGCCUCAGAGCCCCCGGAGCAGCUGGCUGCUGCAUGUCAUCCAGACAUGCCUCCAAAUUGUGCAGGUGACUCUAGGCUACAUGCUGAUGCUCUGCGUCAUGUCCUACAACGUCUGGAUCUUUCUUGGCGUCAUCCUGGGCUCAGCGCUCGGAUAUUUCAUCUCCUUCCCCCUGCUGGACAAUAUGUCCCUGUAUUGUCGGGUCAGAAAUUGAGAGAGCAGAAGGACGAGGACUUGCAUUGAACUGAACUGAAUGAGGAAAACAAACCUGCUGAAGUCAGGAAGCAGGCCAGUGGGGAUGUAAUCACAAUGUGGUUUAUGCGGCUGCAGGCCUAAUGGGAUCUGAAGUUAAAACAGCCUUCUAGUCAGGAGUUUUGUGUUUUGAAGAACAGCCUCGGCUGGAUUCAACUUCUGUCUUUGUUUAGUCAACAAAAGCUGUGAAACCCGCAGCCCACGCCAGUAACUUCUACUGUCUGAACUACAGAAACACUAAACUUUGAUCCGAAAUUAGCAUUUUUUCAACUGAUUAACAAAGCAGUUUUUCUGUCCUGUGAGAAAGUUUAAAGUUUUUGUUUGAAUUUUGAAGAAAGCUUAAACUUUUGUGUUCUCACUCGAUCAGUUUUUUUAUGGUCUGAAAACUCCUGAGGUGGAUGUGAUGAGUCAGUUUGGCAGUCGCACUGUCACAUGCUCCUUUUCCUUUUUUUUCUUCCUCUGACAGAAAACUGUGACAUUGCCUUGUCGCCAUUUGUUCUAAUUUCAAACAGAAAAUCAACCUUUUUAUCCCUCAUAAUCAGCCUUUGUGAUUAACUGUUCAUGGAUUUGUUUGAAUGAAAAAAUAAAGAUUAAAGCUUCUAGGA